Molecule: messenger RNA, 1329 nt
Organism: Lodderomyces theae
Lineage: Eukaryota; Fungi; Ascomycota; Pichiomycetes; Serinales; Debaryomycetaceae
Exons: 1
Coding region: 1-1329 (442 amino acids)
Biological process (GO): nuclear envelope organization; lipid homeostasis
Cellular component (GO): nuclear membrane; nuclear envelope
Source: RefSeq, a predicted model, not a curated record
AUGUCAAUCAAUGGAAAUUUAGCAGACCAUGAACUUCUACUUCAGUCGUUGUCCCUAGAGGACAAAUCAGAACAAAAAUGGUCGACAUCCACCUUUGCAAGACAUUUGGACGAGGAAGACCACGAUGCUAUGGACAUAGAUGACGAUCCGAUGGAUAUUGACGAUGAACUGGUGGAUGAGAAGAGCAUAAGUGACCCGAUACAGGGGCCAGAUGGUGAUACUGUCGAGGAUACUGCGACAGGGCCCUACACAGGAGAACUGAAUCACAAUCUACUUGCAUUAUUGUCGCCAACCAUGAUGGGAGCGAGAUUAGCUGUAACACACAAGCCAAAGCUUUUGAUUCCACCUUCGCCGAAGAGCUAUAACGGCAUGUCAACUGGCUUUCCCACUGGAGUAGAGUCACCACACCCGAGAAGGAGGCAGAGCUCCAUUGACUAUGAGUUUGAUGUGAGUGCUUUCCCAAUAAUAAAGAACACAAGCCAGUUAGCUUUGAAUCGUAACAAUCCUUCCUUUCACACUGUGGCAAAUUCCGCUCCAUUCGAAUCGUCGUCACCUGGAAGAUAUACGAAUUUCAAAGAUACCGACUAUACCACCAACCACACCGUGACUCAACAUCAGCCGCAAGCCAUUCAUCAUCACCAUUAUUACAUGAAUGCGGUGAAUCACCAAUCUGAAUCAGAACUUAUACAAAGAGCCCACGUAAAUAAAUUAGAGAUAAGCAAACUACGCAACGAAGAAUUACAGAGAUACUGGGCUGAGCUGAGGCAAGAUUCGAGUGACUUAACUCCGAGACUGGACUACAUUAACCUACCGGCACCUUGGCAUCGAGAUAUACACCCACACGAGAGGAUUCCGUACAUUGUAUCAUCGUACUUGCAUUUGUUUAUCAAUUUUAUCAUCUCGAUGUAUUUCAUCUACCUCGUCUAUUAUAUCGCAACAACCAUAAAAUCUGAUGUGAACCACAAGAUUCAGAUACAAAAACGUACCAUCCAAUCGCAAAUAGACACGUGCCGGACAUUGUUCUACGAAAGUAAAUGUGAUAAUCCAGAAUACAACACGUUACCGAUCUUACGCAAGAAAUGCGAGACUUUGGCAUUGGGAAUGAACCAGGAUCCUAAUUCCAUUGGAAACUUGUCGACUAUCAAUGCGCAAAUCAUUGGAUUGAUUUUAAACUCUUUAGUCGAGCCAUUGGGGUUCAAGUUCUUUAUGUUUUUGUUAUGGUGUGGAAUUGUGGUGUUUGGAUGCAAUUUUGUGUUUGGAUUUGUUCGUGCAAAAACGUAUUACGGUAACCAGAGAGAUAUGGAAAUCCUGAGUCGAAAGAAUGAAUAG